AUGGAAGGACCAGUCCUGCCAGGGGGCAUGAUGCUGCGGUGGGCAGAGGCUACUGCGCCCCGGGGGCCACCUAGCGCUACCUCUUCACAGUCAUCCAGGACGACCGACCUCUUUCCCGAGGCCCUGGUGGUCACCAUGGGGGCUGCCUGCGCUAACUUGGGGACCAUGAGGGCCUGGGCACUGUGGCUGCUUCCCCUGCUCUGCGAACUCGGCCUGGCAGUCCUGCCAGCUAAGCCCGAGAACAUCUCUUGCAUCUUAUACUACAAGAAAAACUUCACUUGCACCUGGAGUCCCGAGAAGGAGGCCAGUUACACGCGGUACACGGUGAGGCGGACCCACAAUUACGGAAGUGAAAACGACACUUGCAAUUCUACAAGUGAGAACCGUGCUUCCUGCUCCUUCCUGCCUCCUGCAAUAACCUUGCCAGACAACUACACCAUCCAAGUGGAAGCUCGAAAUGCCCACGGCACGGUGGAGUCCGACGUGACACAGUGGCACUUAGACACCAUAGUAAAAGUGGAACCACCUAUGAUUUUCAGCGUGAUACCAGUUUUGGGUGUCAAACGGAUGCUUCAAAUAAAAUGGAAAAGGCCCGAGUUGGCCCCUGUUUCACAAGCUCUAAAAUGCACCCUGCGAUUCAGAACAGUGAACAGUGUCCGCUGGAUGGAGGUCAACUUCACAGAAGGGAUCUAUGGAGACCAAACGUACAACCUCACGGGGCUGCAGGCUUUUGCGGAGUACGUGGUAACCCUGCGGUGUGCGGCCGAGGAGUCCAGGUUCUGGAGCGGCUGGAGCCAAGCAAAACGGGGAACCACCGAGGAGGAAGCUCCCCUUGGCCUGGACCUGUGGCGAGUCCUGGGACCUGCCCGGGAAGAUGGAAGGCGGCCUGUGACCCUGCUGUGGAAGAAGGCCAGAGGAGCCCCGGUCCUGGAGAGAACACUUGGCUACCACAUAUGGUACUUUCCAGAAAACACCACCAACCUCACGGAGACGGCGAACACCACCCACCAGCAGCUCGAACUGGUUCUGGGCGGCGAGGCCUAUUGGGUGUCUGUGGUCUCCUAUAAUUCCCUUGGCCAGUGUCCAGCGGCCACCCUGAGGAUCCCGGCUGCCAGUGAAAAGGCAUUUCCGUGCAUCGAGGCCAUGCAGGCCCAACUCUCUGGGGACCAGCUGGUGGUGGCGUGGCAGAGCUCCGCCCUGGACACGGACGCGUGGAUGGUGGAGUGGUUCCCAGAUUUGGACUUUGAACCCGCCACCCUGUGCUGGGAAUCGGUGUUUGGGGCCAGGAACUGGACGAUCCGGCAAGAUAAACUAACACCUUUCUGGUGCUACAACAUCUCUGUGUAUCCUGUGUUGCAAGACCGAGUGUGCGAGCCAUACUCUGUCCAGGCUUACGCCAAAGAAGGCGUUCCAUCGGCAGGUCCCGUGACCAAGGCGGAGAACAUCGGUGUGAAGGCAGUCACCAUCACGUGGAAGGAGAUUCCCAAAAAUCAGAGAAACGGUUUCAUCCGCAACUACACCAUAUUUUACCAAGCAGAGAAUGGGGAGGAAUUCUCCACAACGGUCAACUCCAGCCUCCUGCAGUACAGCUUAGAGUCUCUGACCCGAAAGACCUCUUAUACUGUCCAGGUCAUGGCCAGCACCAGCGCUGGGGGCACCAACGGUACCAGGAUCAGCUUCAAAACACUGUCAAUCAGCGUCCUGGAGAUUUGCCUCGUCGCCGCUCUGGUCGGAGGAGGGCUGCUUAUUUUCACCGUCCUGACUGUGGGGUAUAGUCUCAGAAAACCCAACAAGUUGAAGCACCUGUGUUGGCCUGAUGUUCCCAACCCUGCUGAGAGCAGCAUUGCCACGUGGCAUGGAGGGGACCUCAAGGAUAAAGGGAAGGAGGCUGACGACCCCGCGAGCACGGAGGACGAGCGGAUUCUAAAGCCCUGGCCGGCCCCCAGCGACCUCAUUGACAAGUUGGUGGUGAACUUCGAGAACUUUCUGGAAGAGGUUUCCGCAGAGGAACCGGGAAAGGGCCAGGAACAGGCGCCGGGAGGGGAGAGGAACGAGUAUGUGGCCGCCCCUUACUGCGCCCCAGUCCAGAGGCCGGUGGAACCGCCCACUGCAGCCGAGGCCCCGCCCACUGCAACCGAGACGGAAGUGACAGGACUGGGCUCUGCGAAACUGCUGAUCCACAAAGGGGACCUGGUGACGCCGAGGGAAGACCUCGCUGUCCACGGGCGCGAGAAGACGCGACUGGAGUGA
This is a messenger RNA of Miniopterus natalensis, 2250 nucleotides long. RefSeq names its product interleukin 31 receptor A (gene IL31RA). The record is from RefSeq and is a predicted model, not a curated record. NCBI's taxonomy places the organism in Eukaryota, Metazoa, Chordata, Mammalia, Chiroptera, Miniopteridae. Gene Ontology annotation, molecular function: protein binding.